Molecule: messenger RNA, 1080 nt
Organism: Lactuca virosa
Lineage: Eukaryota; Viridiplantae; Streptophyta; Magnoliopsida; Asterales; Asteraceae
Source: the annotation of a GenBank genome assembly
AUGGAUAUGGUGGAUAUGAUCAGUGCCUUGCCGGAUCCUAUUCUUCACUCGAUUCUUUCACGUCUUCCAACUACCGAAGAAGUAAUCCGAUCCAGCAUUUUGUCGACUCGAUGGAGGUACCUGUGGACUUCAAUUCCCUCUAUAGACAUAGAUUAUUCCCGAGGAUUGAUGCCCUUUAAAGAAUUCAGAAACAACAAAUUUGAAGAGUUUGUGUGUGGUGUUUUGGCAAACAAAUCCAUAGAUUUGGAUAGUUUUCGGUUAUGUUGUGGGAAUUACUUCAGUAUGUCAACAGUAAGGCGGUGGAUUAAUGCUGCCAUCACUAGAAACGUCAAACUACUUGACUUGAUGUUUCACCCGACGGAGGAAAGUAAAAUAACUGAUGUGCCCCAUUGUCUUGUGAAUUGCAGUUCAUUGGAGGUAUUAAGGUUGUGUUUGUUCGGAGGAUUAUUUUUGUUGCGUAAUUAUUCAGGGUUUCUGACAAUUAGGGUUCUUGAGUUGAAAACUUGUAUCUUAAUAGACGAUGAUUUGGUAAAAGAUUUUCUCAAAAGCAGCUGCCCAUUGCUUGAAGACCUGAGUUUGGUAAACUGCAUGACAUCCACCAUUACAGUUUUUUGUAUUUCAUGUCCAAAGCUAAAGAAUCUGAGAAUUGAUAACCGGAAAGUACUUGAUUGCGAAGAGUUGGGGGAUGACAUCGACAUGUGUGAUAACCUAGAGAUUUUUUGUCCAAAACUGGUGUUUUUGGAGCUUUCAGGCCAUAGAGAAUUACCAUCUGAAUCGAUGGACACCAUAGUAUGUGCUUUGUUUUAUGAAAUUUCCAAUGUGGAACUUUUGUCGACUAGCCUUUUCUACGACCAUAAGUGCAUUAAUCUAGAAGAUCUCCCUAAAUCUCUACCUAAUCUCAAGACUUUGGAGAUAACCACAAUAGCUGAUGCCUUCAACAUGGAUGUACUAAUCCGAAUUCUCACCCUUUCUCCGAAUCUGGAGUCUCUUCAUUUGAUAAUUGAAAAGAAGCUUCCAGUUUGGAUUUCUGGGAGAUGGAAUGCCCCUUUGACUACAUAUUUGAACGGCUUAAGAUGGUAA